Molecule: messenger RNA, 408 nt
Organism: Saccharomyces kudriavzevii IFO 1802
Lineage: Eukaryota; Fungi; Ascomycota; Saccharomycetes; Saccharomycetales; Saccharomycetaceae
Exons: 1
Coding region: 1-408 (135 amino acids)
Biological process (GO): D-sorbitol catabolic process
Molecular function (GO): L-iditol 2-dehydrogenase (NAD+) activity
Source: RefSeq, a predicted model, not a curated record
AUGUGUUUGACAACAAGUUGCAGAGGGCAAAGGACUUCGGUGCCACUGGCAGACGAGGUCGAAAGGCUCUUGGGCGGACAUCAUGCAGAUGUCGUGUUCGAGUGUUCGGGCGCUGAUAUCUGCAUUGACGCCGGUGUCAAAACCAGCAAAAUUGGAGGAACCAUGGGCAAAAACUACACCAACUUUCCAAUUGCAGAAGUAGAUGGCAAGAAAAUGAGAUUAAUCGGAUGUUUCCGUUAUUCGUUCGGCAAUUACCGCGACGCAGUGAACUUGGUUGCUUCGGGAAAAGUCAAUGUCAAGCCCUUGAUAACGCACAGAUUCAAGUUCGAGGACGCGGCUAAGGCCUAUGAUUACAAUAUCGCAAAUGGCGGCGAGGUGGUCAAGACCAUCAUUGCCGGCCCUGAAUGA